UUGAGGCCGAAGCGACAUUGAUAAGGUUUUUAGGAGUUUGUAGGUGGUGACAUCAUGCCUGCUGGAGGAUUCGCGGCCCCGUCGGCCGGUGGCGACUUUGAAGCCAAGAUCACUCCUAUCGUUAUCAUUUCUUGCAUCAUGGCCGCCACCGGCGGCCUCAUGUUCGGCUACGACGUUGGCGUUUCUGGGGGUGUGACGUCGAUGGACCCAUUCUUGAAGAAAUUUUUUCCGGUAGUAUAUAGGAAGCAGCAUGAGGAGCUGGAGAGCAAUUACUGCAAGUACGACAACCAAGGGCUACAGCUGUUCACGUCGUCUCUAUAUCUUGCGGGCUUGACCUCCACUUUCUUCGCAUCAUACACAACCAGAAGUUUUGGUCGUAAGGCAACCAUGCUUAUUGCUGGGAUUUUCUUCAUUGUGGGAGUGGUGCUUAAUACCGCUGCCCAAGAUCUAGCUAUGCUCAUCAUUGGGAGGAUCCUUUUGGGCUGUGGCGUCGGUUUCGCUAAUCAGGCUGUUCCACUGUUCUUAUCGGAGAUAGCACCUACAAGAAUACGUGGAGGACUAAACAUACUGUUCCAACUUAACGUCACUAUUGGCAUACUUUUUGCUAACCUCGUCAAUUACGGCACUGCCAAAAUCAAAGGGGGAUGGGGAUGGAGGGUAUCAUUGGGGUUGGCUGGGAUUCCUGCGGUCCUCCUAACUGUGGGGUCUCUCUUGGUGGUGGACACCCCUAACAGCCUUAUCGAGCGUGGUCGCUUGGAAGAAGGAAAGGCAGUUCUCAGAAAGAUAAGGGGCACUGACAAGAUUGAACCAGAAUAUCAGGAGCUUCUUGAGGCAAGUCGUGUGGCUAAAUUAGUGAAGCACCCCUUUAGGAAUCUAAUGCAGCGCAGAAACCGACCCCAGCUGAUCAUUGCUGUGGCCUUGCAGAUCUUCCAGCAAUUCACAGGCAUCAAUGCAAUCAUGUUUUAUGCUCCAGUCCUGUUCGACACUUUGGGAUUUGGUAGUGAUGCGUCCCUCUACUCAGCUGUCAUAACGGGGGCUGUUAAUGUUCUCUCAACCCUCGUGUCCGUCUACUCUGUCGACAAAGUAGGCCGUCGAUUGCUCUUGCUGGAAGCUGGCGUCCAGAUGUUCUUCUCUCAAGUGGUAAUUGCAAUCAUACUAGGCAUCAAAGUCAAAGAUCACUCCAACAAUCUCCACACUGGCUAUGCAGUCCUAGUAGUGGUCUUGGUGUGCACUUUUGUGGCCGGCUUUGCAUGGUCUUGGGGGCCACUCGGUUGGCUCAUUCCAAGUGAGACCUUCCCACUGGAGACCCGAUCAGCAGGGCAGAGUGUGACUGUUUGUGUGAACCUGCUCUUCACUUUUGUCAUAGCACAGUCCUUCCUUUCCAUGCUUUGCCAUUUAAAGUAUGGCAUCUUCCUUUUCUUCUCCGGCUGGGUCUUCAUCAUGUCCUUCUUUGUGCUCUUUUUGCUCCCGGAGACCAAAAACAUUCCAAUUGAGGAAAUGACAGAGAGGGUGUGGAAGAAGCAUUGGUUGUGGAAGAGAUUCAUGGAUGACCAUGUGGAGGGCUUCCCUGUUUUUGGUUAUAAUGAUGAAGAAACUGUUGUUAAUGGAAGUGACAAAAAGAGAGAUGGGUACGGCAAUGGAUUCGAUCCUUCUUCCCAAUUAUAAGAUUAGUGGUGUAUGGGGAGGGAAAGAAAAGACAUCACUAGAUAAAUGAAUAGCUAAAAAUAGUUUGAUAUGCCCCUUGUUGCUUACCAUUUGUUUUCACUAGUUCUAUGGUAUUUGAUAUUUUACCCCUAUAUGAUGAAUCCCACUGUAUAUGUGUUCUUGUGCCCACAUCGGUCCAUGUAUGACUCAGAAUUAUGAAAAAAAACAAAAAGAUUAUUGGAAUUCA
Vitis vinifera (wine grape) is the source of this 1891-nucleotide messenger RNA. RefSeq names its product hexose transporter (gene HT5). The record is from RefSeq and is marked provisional. Gene Ontology annotation, molecular function: monosaccharide transmembrane transporter activity. Gene Ontology annotation, biological process: monosaccharide transmembrane transport. Gene Ontology annotation, cellular component: membrane. Lineage: Eukaryota; Viridiplantae; Streptophyta; Magnoliopsida; Vitales; Vitaceae.